AUGGGGCCCCCGGGCAAUAGGGGAUCAUGGGGCCCCUGUGUCCUUGCCCAAACUCAAAAAAGCCUAUGAAAAAGGUACCAGGGGCAUCUCAUGUGGACCCUACUGACCCCGGGCCCUCAGGCAAGUGUAAAGCCCUGUACACACAGGCCGAAUAUCAGCCAGGACAUUCGGCCCAUGUGCAGGAGCGGACUGACAACUCAUGGGGCCCCUGGGCAAUAGGGGAUCAUGGGGCCCCUGUGUCCUUGCUCAAACUCAAAAAAGCCUAUGAAAAAGGUACCAGGGGCAUCUUAUGGGGCCCCCUACUGACCCCGGGCCCCCAGGCAGUGCUCGAGUUUCCAAAUGGUCAGUCCGCCCCUGCC
Molecule: messenger RNA, 359 nt
Organism: Staurois parvus
Lineage: Eukaryota; Metazoa; Chordata; Amphibia; Anura; Ranidae
Source: the annotation of a GenBank genome assembly